Molecule: messenger RNA, 270 nt
Organism: Trichomonas vaginalis G3
Lineage: Eukaryota; Parabasalia; Trichomonadida; Trichomonadidae
Exons: 1
Source: RefSeq, a predicted model, not a curated record
AUGGACGCACAGAACUUAGCGAAUGCACAGCAACCUGGACAACCAAACCCAGAGAAUAUUCCAAAUGAAGUUAGAAUACAAACUGCAAUGGCAAACUAUGGUCAAGUGCCAACAGAUGUACAAAUGCAAACUGCCAUGUCAAAUGACGCUGCGUUAGGCUUACCACCAUGGUAUGCAAAUAUGAGAUGGAAAGAGUUUUAUACAAACCCUGAAGUGGGAUAUAAACAACUCUAUGCAGAUGACGCGAACACAGGAGUUGACCCAGAGUAU